Tachyglossus aculeatus (Australian echidna) is the source of this 6877-nucleotide messenger RNA. RefSeq names its product tudor domain containing 6 (gene TDRD6). The transcript is spliced from 5 exons. The record is from RefSeq and is a predicted model, not a curated record. Lineage: Eukaryota; Metazoa; Chordata; Mammalia; Monotremata; Tachyglossidae. Bases 41 to 6433 code for a protein of 2130 amino acids.
CAGGCCGUGGGGCCCUAGCCCAGCCAGGCCCUCUCCGGCCAUGUGUUCGUCGGCCGGGCUGCCGCUGGCCGGCAGCACCCUGACACUGAGGGUGUCGUCGGUGGAGGUCCACCCGGAGGUGGUGCCGGUGCUGCUCUGGGGGCUGGUCGGGGAACGGCGUGAAGACUACAUGGUCCUGGGCCAGGCUGGCCAGGGCCCGGCGGUCGGCAGUUGGGCCCCCAAGCUGGCGGGUUGCGCCCCGGGGCAGCCCGGCAGCAUGUGCCUUGUGCGCUUCUCCGGCCGCUGGCACCGGGGCCGCGUGGUCGGUCGCCAGGCCCUCCAGUGCCGCGUCUUCCUGCUGGAUGAGGGCCGGACCAUCACAGCCGACCUGGCCUGCCUGGCCCCGGCCCUCCUGCAGGCCGAGGUGCUGGGCUGCGUGCUGGCCGGGCUGGUGCCGGCCACUACGGCCGGCGGCGGGGAGCCCGACCACUGGUCCCGCAAUGCCACCAGCUUCCUGGCCCGGCUGCAGGGCAAGGAGGUCGAGGGCCGGGUGCUGGACGUGCUCCUCCCGCAGCGGCUGGUCCUGCUCGACGUGCCCGCCUUGGCCCGCCAGAUGCACAACCUGGGCCUGGUCCGGCCCGUGUCAGACCAGGUCUUCCGGGCCCUCCUGAAGCGCUACCUGAUGAACUGGCCCCAGGGCCCCCUGGCCCUGGGGCCGUCCGAGCCGCUCGGGCCGUCCGGGCCCCCUGACCCACUGGCCACCAUCGAGUUCUUGCACCCGGGCCUGCGGGCCGGCCUGAUGGAGCGCAUGGUGGUCACGCAGGUCUCCCACCCGCACCACGUGUACUGCCAGCUGCACAGCUUCACCGGGGAGGUGGCCCGCCUGGCGGACAGCAUGGCGGUAGCCUACGGGGGUCCGGCCCAGGUGGCGAGGGCCGAACCCCCCGCCAAGCCGGGGUCCCCAUGCGCAACCUGUGGGCCGGAUGGGCGCUGGCACCGGGCCGUGCUGCUGGAUGCUUCCAGCCCGCAGCGCCCGGCUCAAGUGCUGCAUGUGGACUCGGGCCGGAAGGAGCUGGUCAGCAGUGGGAGCCUGCGCGCCCUGCUGCCCGAGUAUUUCCGCCUGCCCGUGGUCACCUACCCGUGCGCUCUGUACGGGCUGUGGGACCAGGGCCAGGGCUGGGACCGCUCACAGGUGAGCCGCCUGCGGACGCUCCUCUUGGGCCAGACAGUGAGCGUCAAAGUCGAGUUCUACAGCACCCUGGAGCAUGUGUACUACAUCACUCUGUAUAGGGAUGAGGGGAUCAACUUUAACAGAGUCUUCGGGGUCCAGGCCUGCUGCUUAGUCGACAGAAUGCCGCUUGGGCUCGGGGCAGAAAACAAGGCCAGGGGAGGAGAAGAAGAAGAGGGGGAGGAGGAGGAGGAGGAGGAGGAGGAGGAGGACCCAGAGUUGCAAAGGACACCUCUGGCUUCCUCCUCCUAUGACGAGCUACCCCGCCUCUCUCUGAAAGUGAUCCAGUUGAAGGCCAAGGCUUUCUAUGAUGCCCGGGUGGAGUUCGUGAAAGAUCCCUCCGAGUUCUGGGUGCGGCUGAAGAGGCACAACGAGCCAUUCGGCCAGCUCGCGAGGAACAUGUGUAGUUUCUACUCUUCUGUGGGGAAGAUGGACGGGGUCCUCGCCCGGCCCCAGCCUGACCGCGUCUGCUGCGUCAAAUGGAAGGACGGCAACUACUUCCGUGCUGUCAUCUCUCGGCCGGCGGCAGACAAAAGCGUGGAGGUGCACUUGGUAGACCGGGGCGACAUGGGGGUGGUGGGCAGCGACGAUGUCAAAGAACUGCUCCCCCAGUUCUGGCAGCUGCCAAUCAUGGCACUGAAGUGCAGCCUGGCAGGUGCUUGCCCUCUAGGAGGAAAGUGGAGCCCGGAAGCCGUUUCCUACUUCCAAAAGAUCGUGCUGCACAAGGAGGUGGUCAUCCACGUGCUGGGUAAGGAGGGAGGCCAGUACGCCAUCGAGAUCUUCGACACAGCCAGGAUCGGGGAGGAAAACGUCGGCCGGCGGUUAGCUCAGGCCGGGUAUGCCAGAUCCCAGGAGCUUGAGGAAGUGGAAGUGGCCACGCCAUCUGUCCACUCGGCCAGGCAGGCCGGCAGCCAGCAGGGGGCCGGGGCCUGGUGGGGCGGCGCGGAGCCGAAGCCAGAGGAAGGCGACCGACGGCAACUCCCCGUGGAGCCCCCGUCCGAAAGAGGAUCUACCACCAACCCCGUAAGCGUGCCGACCACUCGAGGAAAAGCCAAAUGCCCUCCAACUGCCUCCACAGCCCGGCAGGAUUACUGGGGCACCGAUUCGUGCUACCCCAUCCUAGGCCAGUUGGAAGUCGGGAGCACGGUAGAAGUGAAGGUGACCUUUGUCGAAAACCCCGGCAAGUUCUGGUGCCAGCUGACCAGAAACAUUCAAGAACUUGCGGGUCUCAUGAGCAAAAUUCAGGACUACUGCAAAACGUCAGCUAUCCCCCACCAGGGGACCGGUCCAGCUUGUUUAGCCAGGCGAGCCGAAAAUGGGAAAUGGUGCCGGGCUUUGAUUUUCGGUGAGGCGCUUCACCCCGAGCAAGUCGAAAUCAUGUUCAUUGACUAUGGCAACCGAGAGGUGGUGUCCGUAAAAAAUCUCUAUGCUAUCAGGGAGGACUUUCUUAAAUUAAAGGCCCAGGCUUUCAGGUGCAGUCUUUAUAACUUGAUUCAACCCACUGGCCUGGAUCCGUUAGUGUGGGACGAAACAGCCACUGUGGCCUUUCGGGAUUUUGUCGGUAGUGCUUGGGAACGCAGUCUGGAAUUAAAAUGCACAGUAUUUGCAGUAGCAUCCUUGAACCGUAAGGAGCUUUUCAAUAUCGUGGACUUAGUUACACCUUUCCAGAGCAUCUGCCACUUUUUAACCGAAAAGGGCCACACGCAGCCAGUGCAGUCUCAGAAUUCUCUCGCGCCAGGGGUUUGGCUCGAGUCGUAUUAUUACUCUACACAUGACAUCAAGAUUGGAGGAGAAGAAGCCGUCUGUGUGACGCACAUUGACAAUCCGUCGGCAUUUUAUUGCCAGCUUGCGAGAAGCGCCACUGUACUGGAACGGCUGUCGCGUCGCAUCAAUCAGGUCGCUCAGGUCUGGCAAAACCUCAGAACCACCAUGCUGAGUCCUGGAACCCUGUGCCUUGCAAAGUAUAAUGACCAAAACUGGUAUCGGGCAAUAGUGACCGAAAAGGAGAUGUCUAAGGAAGUGUUCUUUGUGGACUUUGGAAAUACCUACGAGGUGACGCACGAUGAUCUGCUUCCUCUACCCGGUGAUGCCUAUGACCUCCUACUUUUGCCAAUGCAAGCCAUCAAAUGUUGCCUGUCUGAUGCCUACGACCACAUCCCCAAAGAGGUCGCGCUCUGGUUUGAAAAGGCUAUCCUGGAUCAGCCCUUGAAGGCUAUGGUGGUAGCCAAAGAUCCCGAAGGCAGACUGGUCAUUGAGCUGUACAACGAAAGCGUUCAGAUUAACGCAAAAUUAAAUGAGAAGUUAAGUUUGCUAGGUUACAAAAGCUCCCCAAAGUUGGUAGAAAGUGAUGUUUUGCUUUCCACUGUAGCCGCAAGAGAAGAAAAAAGCGAAAAUAGGAAAUCACCUGUCGGACUUUUAAGUAAAUCAGUGGAAAGCACGGGUGGCCCGUCAGAGAUCCUGAAAGAAUCCUCCAGACCUAAAAUCAGUUUAGCCUUUCAAGAAGUGAAACAACCCCAAAGCUCAACAAAGGCCACUCUGUCGACUAAGGGUCCGGAUUACAUAGAUGAUCAAGGCUUUGAAGCUGCCAUCUUCGACAACAAGGUGCAGGGGUCUCCUAUCCAGUCUCCGAUAAAACCCAUACCCAAAAUAGGUGCCUCCAUUCCAGAGGACCAUGACGACAAUGAAGAGUCACCUCUUAAACUGUGCGAUCUUCCUCAGAAGAAUAUUGUUUCUGGUCUUAAAACCAAUAUCUACGUGUCUCACGUAAACAACCUGUCGGACUUUUACGUGCAGUUAACAGAAGACGAGCUUGAACUCGGUGUUGUUUCAGACAAGUUGAACGGCCCUGCAACGAGACCGGACUCCAUCAUCAGGCCACCGUAUCAAGAGGGAGACUUGAUCUGUGCAGUUUUUUCGGAAGAUGACUUGUGGUAUCGGGCGGUAAUCACGGAGAAGCCGUCCGGGGACCUGAUCCCCAUCCAGUUUAUAGAUUACGGCAACACCUCAGUUGUGAAGGCUAGCAAUAUCAGCAGUCUUGUCGGGCCUGUCGCCGCAGUGCCGAAGAUGAGCAUCCACUGCUCCCUGGGGAGGAUUCCGCUCUCUGAAAUGACAAACUGCCCCGAGAGUGUGGCUUACUUCUCCCAGAGGACAAACGAGGCCCAGGUAAAGUGCGAGUUUGUAAAACAGGUAGAAGGUACCUGGGAAGUGAUCCUACACGACGAGCAGGGAGUGAUUGCCGAAGAAUUGAUGGUCAGGUUCAAGCUGCACGAGGGACCCACAGUCAAGGAAACGCCUGCUCCGGCCCUAUCAGACGACGACGGGCUGCAGAGCAGUUUACUUAGCUGGUGCAGGCCGGACAUUAAGACUCUAAGAGCUUAUGCCACUGUCAUAGACGGACCCGAAUAUUUUUGGUGCCAGUUUGCCGAGACCCCGAACCUGAAGCGCUUAGAAAGAGAAGUUCAGAAAGCAGGAGCGCGAGCGGUGGAGGGCGCGGACCGCAUGGUAGUCAUUCAGCAGGGCGACGCCUGCAUCGUCAAGUGCAGGGAAGAUGGGAAAUUCUACAGAGCCCUUGUGGCCAGAGUCAGGAGGGACCUCGUAACGGUCAGGCUUGUGGACAACGGGAACGUUGAGAAUUUUGGCCGAGAGGUCAUCUGGCACAUCCCUGAUGAGCUCUUGUCCAUACCCAUGCAGGCCUUCCCAUGCUGCCUGGCAGGACUCAGCACCUUGGAGGGGGUCUGUUCGACCGAGGCCAAGAACUAUUUUUUUGAAAUCGUGACGAGAGACGUAUUGGACGUCACUGUGGUAGAGUUCAAGAGCGAUGCCUGCAAUGUGCCUCUAGCAGUGGUGGGGUUGAAGUGUAAUGGGGAGAGCAUCGGUGAAAAAAUGAAGAAAUUCUCCAAGUUCGACACUGCGAACAGAUACACGGUCAAGGCAAGCUUCUCGAGCACUUGGCCGGAGAGGAAGAAAGAUCGACGCUUAGAAGCACCUCACAUGCACAGGCCCGAAGUUGGAACUGGAGAAAGGAGGAGGGUUUCCAGGGGCGGUCUGCUUUGUCCGGAGCUAAGUUGGAGCGACCGCUACUUGAACAAUGCCACAAACAGUUUGGAGACAUUUAAAGAUAACACCGGUGUGGUACAGAAAGAUGUGGCUCAAGCCUGUUGCAUAGAAAAGACAAAGGUCGAUGAGCGCUCACCUCGGAUUUCUGGAUUUGAACCCCUUUCUCCUCAGGGGAGCAAACUGAAGGAGGUGUUUGAAUUGGAUUCUCUUGAAAUACCACUUUCUCUAGAUGAUGAAUCGAAGGAGUUCGUAGAACUGGAGUCAUUGGAGCUGCAACUCUCCCUUACUGGUGAUGAACCAAAAGAAGAGUUGGAACUGAAACCACCAAGAGUGCAGGUUUCUCAGAGUUACGAAGUCAAGUUUCUGCCACUGAAGCCCUAUUCUGUGCCUCUGUCACUUGGUUGUAAGGCAGAAGACCGAGAAGCAAAACCCCAACCCAUGCGGUUUCCCGUGGAUGAUGACGUUCAAUCGUUUGCCUCAGAAAUGAGCCCCAAAGACCAGAUGAUGCACGUGGAGGACCUGAAAGAACCAAGUGGCGCAAAAUCCUCUGGCUGUGAGACCCACAGGAUUUCUGUUCGCAAAAGGAACCGUGGUUCAGAAAUGCAGAACGAAUGCCCCUUUUAUGAAGUGUUUGGGGACUACAGAAAUAUUGUCGUUGAGUUCCAGACCAGCCAGCUCUCAGAUGAAGAAUCCAGUAUGGGGGAAGACGAGAGGAUUCUAUCUACAAAACAUGUUGCAGGUGAAAAUGUAUAUUCUCUAGAUGGAUUUACGGUUGGCUCUAAGUGUGUCGUGUGGUCGAGUCUGAACAAAACAUGGUCUGAGUGUCAGAUCUUGGAAAUCACUGAGGAUGGUACCAGGGUUCUGAACCUUUUGAAUGGUAUCGAAGACUUCGUGAGCCCUGAAAAUGUUUGGAAUGGAAUACCAAAGUCAGAUACGAACCCCUGUGAUGUGGUUUUUCAAACUUCAGAAGAGAAUGCCAGCUCUAACCCCUUAGAGGAUACUACAGCUGAAGCUUCAGGCUUGCCCCUCGUAUUACCAGAAAGGAGCUCUGCUAAUGACUCGGCUUUAAGCAUGAAGGCUGAGAUGGGGCCUAGCAAUUCAGACAACACCCCUGAAUUUGUGAGGUCGUCUUUACAGGAGUUAAACCAAGAAGGUUCCGGUGAACUGUGAGUGCAUCUGUCUCCCAGAAGAGCCUGCUAAUGCUGAAAGGUUCUUAAAAGAAAAAUCAUAGAUCGUUACCUUGUUCACCUAGUUUUUGGGGUAGUGGUCUGCAUAUGAAGAAUAUACAGGGAGAACUCUACUCCCAGUUUUAGGGUUCAUUUUACAUAUUAAUUACAUGUUAAUUAAGUGAUGGUACUCUUCACCUGAUACUGUUUCAUCUUCAGGGUUUAAGCAGGGGCUAAAUCAAGUCUGAUGUAAGUCCAAGGAUUUGUGAACAGGGUAGCAUCAACCCUCCCGUAGCUGAAGAUGUACCAGUUAUUAAGGAUAGCAUAUUUCAGAGGUUAGAAUAGUGUUGAAUUUCACUUGGGUCACAUGUUUCAUAGAGCUUCUGUUUGAAUGUUGGGGUUAUUAUAAUACAAUCUAGCUUGAAUAAAGUUGACUCUUUGGACAAAA